Molecule: messenger RNA, 223 nt
Organism: Paramuricea clavata
Lineage: Eukaryota; Metazoa; Cnidaria; Anthozoa; Malacalcyonacea; Plexauridae
Source: the annotation of a GenBank genome assembly
AUGUCUGAAAAGAGAAAGCGUCUAUCAAACGUUAAAAUUAAUUUAAAUCGCACUCCUCCCAAAAAGAAAAAGGAAGAAGAAAGUUGUGUUUGUCUGAUACAAUGUAAAGAACGUGAUAAAUCGGCAACAAUUACAAAAUUCAGCGAGAAAUCACGUAAAUCAGUUUACAACGCAGCAAAAAUCAGGAAUGAUGCCAAUGUAGUUUCAAUAUUAGAUGAUUAUG